AUGCCUAUGACUCCAGACUCGCAGCUUACCCUCCUGUUCUCGCCCGACCUUAUUCCAAACUCGGUCAGAGACGCACUCCCGAGCGACCUCCAUGUCCGUCCGCUGGCCGUCGACGACUAUCACCGCGGACAUCUCGAGGUCCUAAAGGUCCUUUCCGUCGUUAAUGACCCUGGUUUUGAUGCCUACCGUGCACAUUUCGAGUCAAUGUUGCCCGCCAACACGUCUGCGUCAAAGGGUCAGACUUACUAUGUCAUCUCAAUCGUAUCGAAACAGACGGACAAGGUUGUUGCCACUGGAUCCGUCUUCAUUGAACGCAAGUUCCUCCGUGGACUUGGCAGCGUUGGCCAUAUUGAGGACAUUGCGGUCAGCAAGGAUAUGCAGGGAAAGAAGCUUGGCCUCCGUGUUAUUCAGACAUUGGUCGCAUUGAGUGAAAAGGCUGGAUGCUACAAGACUAUCCUCAACUGCUCAGACGAGAACAUUCCAUUUUAUGAAAAGUGCGGUUUCAAGAAGAAGGAGAAUGAGAUGGCCAAGUAUGCGACCGACUCGACUACCCCUGGUCGUUUGUAG
Messenger RNA from Serendipita indica DSM 11827, 567 nucleotides. NCBI's taxonomy places the organism in Eukaryota, Fungi, Basidiomycota, Agaricomycetes, Sebacinales, Serendipitaceae. The record is from the annotation of a GenBank genome assembly.